Penicillium argentinense is the source of this 1296-nucleotide messenger RNA. RefSeq lists its product as uncharacterized. Bases 1 to 1296 code for a protein of 431 amino acids. The record is from RefSeq and is a predicted model, not a curated record. Lineage: Eukaryota; Fungi; Ascomycota; Eurotiomycetes; Eurotiales; Aspergillaceae. The transcript has 2 exons.
AUGGAGUACCACGCCGUGCCGCCAGAGGAGCGCGCACGAGAUGAGAACGGCAACAUGCUGCCCUGGGGCUACAUCUACAAGGAUGAGUCUCGCAACCCCCGCCGACCCGUCGAAGAACAUGGACCUUUCGGCAAGAGGAGGAACACCCGCUGGGACAACGCCCGCUCACGAACCCGCACCGGCACACCCGCUAAGCGCGAGAACCCCAGCGUAGCUGAGUUCGGCCAGCUCUUCGCCAAGCAGCAAGAAGAAGAGAAGGUACCGGGAAUCCCGAAAUCCACAUCUUCGUCCAGUCUGGACAACUCGCGCAAACAGGUCGAUAAUGGCGCCGCGACCGAGUGCGUCCUCCGUGGAUACCGCUCCAAGGAGAUGGAGUGGAAGGUCAUUGACAAGUACGAGCGUAUCUCGCAAGGCAUGAUCUGUGAAGAUUACCCACGGAGCGACCCCAACGCCUCGCAAUACGGCCAGCUCUUCAGCGGCGACGUCGUCAUCCGCAAGAACCUCUCCGCCGAGGCGAAUCGCAAAUCCAAGCGCUAUGAUGGCGGCUUCCACUGGAUCAAGGUCACCUUUGACUCACCGUCGGCCGCUGACCGCGCGAUGUUCUACUCCCCGCAAGAAAUUGACGGCUGCCUCGUUGCCUGCGAGCUGUACGUCAACCAUGGAGCCGUAGAGGAUGUACCAAUCUUCAAGGACUCGGUGGAAUCGCAAAGAUUGCAUUCCAAGGCCAACCGAACCCUGACCACCGCACACUCGACUGCAUUCCUCAGCAGCCGCGAGAACAGCAGCCGUGGCGUGGCGACCCUUCCUCGCUCCUUCGCCAUGAACAACCUCGCCGCCACGGUAGACGGAACCCCCGAAGAAGAGGAGCCCUCUCUCAACGAAUCCACAACCACAACAGCCACCUCCGGCACAGCGACAGCACCUCUAACCACGAAUAUGGGCGCAUCGAGCAGCUUCGCAACCUCUACUUCCACGUCCAGCCUCAACAAACGCAAAUCAAUCGGAGGCGAUGAGCCUCAACCCGAAUCCGAAUACAUGACACACAUCCCGACCGUGAAGAGGGUAAAACUCCGUCCAUUCACCGAGGCCUUGGCACCCUCACCCACACUCUUCGAGCGCAUCCUCCGCUCCAUCCCGAUCCUGAGCUGGUUCACCGGCGACAUCGUCGGCGAAGGCCCGAUGAUCCGCGAGGACGGAACAUUCGACAACGACCGGUCGAACAUGUACUGGCGAUUCUGGUACAUGAUCGAUAUGAUCUUGGGUACGGAUAUGUGCGGAUUGAAGGAAGAAUCUUGA